GUUCAAUAGAUACAUCGUGGGUGAAUUGAAACGUUGUGUUUAAAAACAAAUUCACGAAUUGUUUAAUUAAAUAGAAAUUUGACAAAUAUAUAUUUAGAAUGAAGGGGUUGUUUAUAUUCGCCGCAUUACUGAUCGUGGUAAGCGGUAAAAACUUAGAUUGCAAUCCAACAUGGUGGAAAAAUAUGCUGCUCUAUCAAAUUUAUCCGAGAAGUUUUAAGGACAGCAAUGGAGAUGGUGUAGGUGAUAUUCAAGGUAUCAUCAGUAAACUGGAUUACUUUAAAGAUUUGAAAGUAGAUGCAAUAUGGUUAUCUCCAUUCUACACAAGUCCAAUGUUCGAUAUGGGUUACGAUAUCAGUAAUUUCACUGAAGUAGAUCCAAUAUUUGGUACAUUACAAGAUUUUCAACAAUUGACUAAACUAACUCAUGAAAAGGGUAUGAAACUAAUCGUGGAUUUCGUUCCUAAUCAUACAUCGGACAAACACAAAUGGUUCCAAUGGAGUAUUGAAAAAAUAGAUCCUUAUACGAAUUUUUACGUAUGGAGAAAAGGACGAGUUCUUCCUAAUGGUACCAUAACGUAUCCGAAUAACUGGAUAAGUACUUACAAUGAUCCAGGAUGGAUUUGGAAUGAAAAUAGACAGGAAUAUUAUUUUCACCAAUUCUCGACAUUCCAAAUUGAAUUAAAUUACAACAGUACAGAACUUAGAAAAGAAAUGGAGAAUGUACUGAAAUUUUGGUUAGAUCUCGGUGUGGAUGGUUUUAGAAUGGACGCUGCACCUUAUUAUUAUGAAAAUCAAAAAUUUUUGGACGAACCAUUGACCGGUACUACUUACAAUCCUUACGCUUAUAAUUCAACGAAAAAAAUUUAUACGAGAGAUCAACCAGAGACCUACGAGUUAGUUCAAAGUUGGCGAGAUUUAUUGGAUGAAUAUACCGUCAAAGAGAAUUGUCCAAAGGUGUUGAUUAUCGAAGCAUACGCGAGCAUGGAUUAUACCAUCGAAUAUUACAGACACGGUGCAUAUUUUCCUUUUAAUUUUAAUUUUAUCGACAAACUGAAUAAAAAUUCAACUGCAUCGGACGUGGCAAAAUCCGUGAAAGAAUGGAUAUCGAGUAUGCCAGAUGGAAGCGUUGCCAAUUGGGUGAGUGGAAACCACGACAAUCGCAGAUUAGUGUCGCGUUUUGGAAAUAAACGAGCAAGGAUAAUCAUGGCCAUGAUAUUCUGUCUUCCUGGUGUUGCCGUGGUCUAUAAUGGCGACGAAAUAGGUAUGGAAGAUACUAUACUUUCUUGGGAAGAAACAAAAGAUAACGAAGCCUGUAAUGCCGGCAGAGAUAAUUACCUUUCUAAGAGCCGAGAUUAUGGUAGGACGCCAUUCCAAUGGGACAAUAGUACCGCGGCCGGAUUUUCAACAACUUCCAACACUUGGUUACCAGUUAACAGUGAUUAUUUGACAUUAAAUUUGGCCAAUGAAAAACUAUCGAAAAAGUCAUUCUAUACUAUGGUAGUUACUCUAUCGAACUUUAAGAAAAAUUUCUCUACCGAGAAGGACGAAUUUAAUCUAAAAGUACCGAACAAGAAUGUUUUAGCCUUUACAAGAAAAACAAACAGUGGUGGGUCUGUUUACGUGGUAGCAAAUUUCGGUGAUGAAGAAGAACAAGUUGAUUUGAACAUUUUUGAUAACGUGCCAAAGAAACUUAAAGUUUAUUACGCUACUGAAACUGACGGAGUAACUAUUGGUGCUACCGUUGAACAAAACGACAAUUUGAAAGUUCCUGCACAAACAGCUAUAAUUCUUACCAGCGAAUAUUAAUUAAGAUAUUAUUUAAUUGAUUAAAUAAUAAUUCUAAAAGUAACCACUUAGUACAAAAAUUGUGACCAAAAUCAAACGAUUGUAAUCUAUUUUAAACGAAGUCCAAAGAUGAUAAAUUUAAAUAAUAGAAAAAUAAUUCGAUUGAAAUUUUCUUAGAAAAGAUUCAUU
Molecule: messenger RNA, 1973 nt
Organism: Polistes dominula (European paper wasp)
Lineage: Eukaryota; Metazoa; Arthropoda; Insecta; Hymenoptera; Vespidae
Gene: Hbg3
Product: alpha-glucosidase
Biological process (GO): carbohydrate metabolic process
Molecular function (GO): cation binding; catalytic activity
Source: RefSeq, a predicted model, not a curated record